Molecule: messenger RNA, 1893 nt
Organism: Ipomoea triloba (trilobed morning glory)
Lineage: Eukaryota; Viridiplantae; Streptophyta; Magnoliopsida; Solanales; Convolvulaceae
Product: aluminum-activated malate transporter 12-like
Exons: 6
Coding region: 92-1408 (438 amino acids)
Biological process (GO): malate transport
Cellular component (GO): plant-type vacuole membrane
Source: RefSeq, a predicted model, not a curated record
CAUGUCCCCCAACUCUCAUCUCAUCCUAUGAUCCCAAGAAAUCCAGGAAACAAUUCAACAUAUCAUAUUUAGCAACAAAAAGAAGAAAAAAAUGAUGAGUUCAGUCGUGGUCGUCGUCCCGAUCAACCAAGAAGGAGAUGAGAGAAGUAGAGGAGUUGCAGGAAACAUGGAGAAGAAGACGACAGAGAAGCGUGAUCUUCGGUGUUGUUUUGUUUGCAAGAAUGGUUUUUCGGUCAUUAAGGAAAAAAUGGCGGCGGCGGUGAAAAGUGAAUACGACAAGAGAAAAUUGGUGCACAGCAUUAAGGUUGGAAUAGCUUUGGUUGUGGUCUCGCUUUUGUAUAUGCUGGACCCGCUUUUCCGGCAAGUGGGACAGAAUGCGAUGUGGGCUAUCAUGACCGUCGUCGUCGUCUUCGAGUUUUUCGCAGGUGCGACACUGAGCAAAGGGAUAAACCGAGGAAUUGGGACCAUCGUCGGCGGCUUACUAGGAUGUUUUGCGGCGGUGUUGGCCGAUCAACUUCCCGGCUAUCGCAGUGCUUUUGUCGUUGGCAUUUCCGUUUUCAUUAUAAGUGCGGCGGCGACGUACUCGAGGUUGGUGCCUGGGAUCAAAAGGAAGUACGACUAUGGAGUGAUGAUCUUCAUCCUCACAUUCAACUUGGUGGUGGUUUCCGGCGUCCGCGCCUACAAGGUCAUGAAGCUGGCUCGGGAGCGUCUUUGCACCAUCGGAAUGGGCUUUGCCGUCUGCAUCUUCAUCAGCCUCCUCAUCUUCCCGGAGUGGGCCGGCGACGAACUUCAUUCUUCCACCGCCUCCAAGUUUGACAAAAUCGCUUCUUCAAUUCAAGGGUGCCUGGAGGAGUAUUUCAUGGUUUCCGGAGAGAAGGAAAGCCAAGCAAGUGCCGAUGUCAGUGGUUGCAAAGCUGUCUUGCAUUCCAAGUCCAACGAGGAAUCAUUGGCAAAUUUUGCAAAAUGGGAACCGUGGCAUGGGAAGUUUGGGUUCUCUUAUCCAUGGGGAAAGUACAUGGAGAUUGGGGAAGCUCUAAGAGAACUUGCUGCAACAGUAGUGUCUCUUAAAGGUUGCAUUCAAUCGCCUGCACAGCCAUUGCCAAUACAAAGAGGAAUCAUCAAAGAGCCCUGCGAAGCCCUGGGAGUAACGCUGGUGUGGAGUCUAAGGGAGAUUGGAGAGAGCAUAAAAGACAUGAAACUAUGCAGAGCUAAGGGAACAAUAAGUCCAAAGUUACAGUCCAUGAAACAAUACAACCUUAAGCAUGUGAACUCAUCAGCUUCGGAUUUGGGCAUGGCAACCUUUGUUUUCCUGUUGAAUGAGAUGGUGGAGAAGGUUGAAGUGUUGGCAACAAAGGUGGAACAACUAGGAGACAUUGCUGGGUUUCACAGCAAAAAGAUGGAGGCCUAGAUAUAUAAAUGAUCAUAUUCAAAGGUUUAACCAUACAAAAUAUAGUAAAUAACGGUUAAUUGUUGGAAUUCAACGUUUACCUCAGCUCUCUUCUGACUUUGAACUUUUUUUUAAUACUUUUGAGACUUUAAAAUCGACUUUGGGAAUCUCUACGAAUCUGUCUCGAAGGGAUUCAAAAGUCAUUUUUAAGACUUUUUUUAAGUUUCAAAGUUUAUUAAAAAAAAUUCAAAGUUCAGAAGGUCGGUCCGGUGGUCCUAGCAUUUAAGCAUACAUAAUAUAUAAGAUCAUAUCAAGUCGUACAAAAAUAGUGGUAUUAUUGUACCCAUCCUCUGUAUAGGAUGGUGUCAAAUUUGACUUUUGGAUCAAGUCUAUGUAUAGAGGUGGGAGGGGGAAACAGAGAAAUGGUAAAUAGCUAGAUGGGAAGAUCAUUAUUAAAAGCCUUCCCAUGAGAACUUUAAUAAAUGUAUCACUCUUCUUAUAUAGUA